GCAAUGAGUGAACCGGCUGCAAAAAGGGCGAAACUCGAUUAUGAAAAUGCAACACAGAAAAUUCUGGAACAGAUUGAUCAGGUGCAAGGUGAAAUUGAUUCAUUGAACGAGAAAGCUAGCGAAGAGAUAUUAAAGGUUGAACAAAAGUAUAAUUCGCUUAGAAAGCCGUUUUUUGAUAAACGUAAUGAGCUUGUCAAAAAAAUACCCAAUUUUUGGGUCACUACGAUUGUGAAUCACCCAAAUAUAAGUGUGCUUGUUGACGAAGAAGAAGAAGAAUGUCUUCAUUAUUUAUUAAGAGUGGAGGUUGAAGAAUUUGAUGAUAUAAAAUCAGGAUAUAGGAUCAAAUUUGUGUUUGAAGAAAAUCCUUUUUUCGAAAAUGACAUUAUAGUCAAAGAAUUUUUUCUUGGAAAUGCCGAGCCUACUAGCACCACAACGGAAAUUCGUUGGAAAAGUGGCAACAAUAUCAUUAAUAAGGUUGAAUUAAAUCAAGGCGAUAGUCCUGGGCCACGUUCUUUUUUCAUCUGGCUAACAGAAAAUCAGGAUGCUAGUAACGAUGAAAUCGCUGAGCUAAUUAAGGACGACCUUUGGCCUAAUCCACUGCAAUAUUAUUUAAUUCCGGAUUUGGAGGCUGGGCCCGAAGAAGGUGAUGAUGAUGAUGACGAUGAUGAUGAAUUAGUUGGUUCGGAUAAUGAUGAAAAUGUGGAAGACUUAGAAGAAGCUGAUGAAGUAGGUGAAGAUCACGAAGAUGACUAA
This is a messenger RNA of Dracunculus medinensis (Guinea worm), 753 nucleotides long. The record is from the annotation of a GenBank genome assembly. NCBI's taxonomy places the organism in Eukaryota, Metazoa, Nematoda, Chromadorea, Rhabditida, Dracunculidae.